AGCGUCUGACUCAGUCUACAUCCGACGUUCGCGCGCGUCGUGACGCGAGCUGAUCGCGCUCGCAGAACCGGAGUCUUCGGCCGCGGCAAUCGAAACGAGAACGUGCAAGAAACGCACUCGACAGCGGUAAUACGUGCGAAUUGCAGUCUUAUCGGACUUGACGGACAUCUUGCGCGAGAAAUUCGUGAGAAAUCUGUCGGAUCAAGACGCGAGAUUAAUCGCCAAUUUUUUUCCCCCUUCGUCGUCGGACUUGAGAGAAUCGAAAGUGAAGUAAGAGAAUAAAUCUCGAGGGACGGACGCGAUCGACGAAACGAAAAAAAAAAAAUAAAAUUCAUAUCGGGAGAAGAGUGCGGUUAUAAAAACAAGACGCGCGAAGUGAUCCUCGAAAACGGGGGAGGGCGAUAUAUCGAAUAUCGCGCGACGACGAGAGCAUGACGUAGCAGCGAGAGUAAGAAUAUAUAUAUAUAUAUAUAUAUAUAUCGCGAGAUAAAAACCUCGGCGCGCCGAAUUUUGUUCUCGCGAAAGGAACCGCCGAAAUAAAAAUUGGCCGAAUUCUCCGAUGACAGGCUAAUAUGCCAUUAAUCGGUUUGCGAAGCACGGGGAUGUUUAUGAAAGGGAGCAGGAGAGGGAACGUCGAGUGCAGGAAACUAGUAGACCAGUGUUGGACUUGCAGCGGCAACUUCACGACACUUCUUGCGACAGGUGUAAGUUAUUAACGGCGCUGUCUUCUACCUCGCGCAGCGAUAAUAACUCGGUACGAUUGUCAUUAUAUCCCGAGCAAGUGCGCGUAGUUUCGUUCACAUCCCGAUCUAAAGAGACAUACAUUUUACGUGCGCGAGUAUCGUCUUCGCGAAUUCACUCCGCGGCCUGAAAAUAGCCGGAGGAAAGAAAGAGGUACGUUUUUCUCUCUCUGUUAUCUCUCUCUCUCGUGGUUUAUUAUUUCGUUUCUGUGCACUUUAUUAAAGAACAACGGAAGAAACCCGCCGCGCAUCUCGACGGAUAUACGACGAGGAGAGUCGCUCUCGUUUUUCCCCAGAAAGAUUGUAUCGGAAAAUCGAAUCGCGCGAGUGUAUAUAGAAAUAUAUAUAUAUAUAUACACACACAUAUAUAUAUGUGUGUGUGCAUGGGUGGUGCGUGCGCUCGCGUGCGAGAGAGCUUGUGUCGGUGAGAGCGGGUCAGUGAACGAUUGCGCGCCGCCGCCGUCGUCGUCGCGAGAGCAACGCGAGAAGGAGAAGAGGAGAGUAUCUUUCUUUCUCUCUCUCUUUCCCUCCUCUCGGACGCACGUAUAUAUGCACACGUGCGAAAGCGAGGAGAGAAACGUGAAACGCGCGCGUGCGCCGGCUCGUGUGUAUUCCUCGGCGCCCUAUCGCACAUACACAUACAUACAUAAACACACAUACGUGGAACCUCCUCGCGCCGGACGUCGCGAGUGCGCGCUCGCGCGCGAUAUAUAGAACCUUACAGGUGCGCGAGUAUGCGCGGACACGCGCGCGCGCGAUAGAGACGACAGAGGAGCAGAGGAAGAAGAAGGAGAAGGAAUCGGAGAGGAAAAGGGUAGAGUAGGAGGUAGAGGGCACACCGGAGGUGGAGGCAGAGGAAGAAGAAGAGAAGAAGCCAGUGACACCGGGAGGGUCGGUUGUUCCUGGUGUGUAAAACGGCCACCGGGAUACACUUAUAUAUCUGUGUGAGUGAACGCGCCGAGGAACCGCGUGUGUCGGAAGAAGAUCCGCGGAUAUAAGGUUCUCUCUCUCUCGCGCCCACGAGGGAAAAGAAAAAAAAAUACAAGGGGAAAACAAAAGUUCGGGCGAAAAGAAAUGCGGGUUCGUUGACUGCGCCGUCGUCGCGCGAUGGCCGCAUGCUCGUGCCCGGUGCUGCUGGUGUAUUAUAGUGUGACAGGAGCGACGACGACGACGACGACGACGACGACGAUCAGGGCGCGACCGGCGGUGUUCGUGACGACGACGACCUCGACGACAGAGGAGAUGCCGGCUGCUCCGAGUUGCUCGCACGUCAAGUCGACGAAGAGCCAAGUCGAGGAGCAGUGAAUCUACGCGAGUCUCGUCCGGCUCGUCUAUUCGACGUCUCAUCUUAUCUCGUCGUCAUCAUCAUUAUCAUCAUCACCGACAUCGGCGGACUGCGGGGUCGAUGAGAUUUACAAGAAGAAGUGUCCAUCCAGAAGAAACGAAGAGAGAUAUCGAUUCUUGAAGAAAAAUUGAGAAAAAUAUUUCUUGAUCUAUGUGCGAAACUUUGCAAUCCGUAUUCUUUCGCGCGUAUUUGUUCUUUCAAAAGUCGACAAACUAUCACACUGCUCCUUUAAUAUAUCCACGGAAUCCAACGCGUGCAGUGUAACACAUUGUACAACGGGCUUAAAGUUCUGAUCUCCAAAGACCGAUUGGUUCUGUCAGAGACAUCGCAAGAGCUUUCUCGAUUCCACCGAGAAAAGAGGCUUUUCUCAAGAAGAUUAUCACGAUUCGACGAGACGAUUGCGUGGACGUUCACUGUGUCCAGAAUCCCGUGAUCCAUGCUCCUCGAUCAAACUCAGUCGUCGCGCUUUUAGAUCGAUCGACUCUGCUGGAAGAAACAUCACGAGGAAUUGCACACCUCAUAGUCGUCCUUCGUAGACUCCGUAAGAUCGAGCUGCGAUAACCAGCACAAUCAAGAUUCGAUCACGAUCGCUGAAUCAUCCACCUUCUGGAUUCCGCUCGGUAUCUGCGUUCUUUCCCGAGAAGAGAGACUUCACGAUCGUUCAUUCGCCGCGUGAGAUCGUUAUCGGCCACGGGUUUCGGGUAAAUCGCUCUAUUACCGUAUUACGCGAUAUACUGCACAACGUCUGCUAACGUCGGCGUCGAGUGCGCGUUUUUUUUGCCGAAACUAGCGGACUCGUUUCGAUCGUCGAUGAACGUGAUUCGGUGCCGGGAAAGUGAGGCUCUAAUUAACUCGUGUGUGGCGGCCACGUUGUCUACGUGCCACAUUGCCUGAGCGGCGGAUCGUCCAUUUAGGAGACCGAACCGAAGAGGCGGCCAGCUGUUAAUCGGCAGCCACCGCGGUGGACAUGAUUAUUUCAAAGGAUCUCUUCCUCCUUGGCGACCAGGAUUAUCUGCGCCUUCCCGUUAACGAGAAGCGCCAGCAACGGGCAAUGGGCCGGCCGAUCAUCAAUGCUCCCAGAGUGGAAAGCUCAGCGCUGCAGUUGGUGUGCCCGCUGGAUUCUCGUCCGGUGCAGCUAAUCUUCCGAGGAUUGCAGGUGGUCAAGGAGAAACGAGCUCUCCUUCGAGAUGUUUCGGGAGUCGUCAAGCCAGGCGAAUUAUUGGCCGUUAUGGGCCCUUCAGGCUGUGGUAAAACAACACUGCUGAACUGUUUGUCCGGCCGUGUUGGCUUGGACGGCGGUGAGAUUUGGCUGAAUCGCGAGAGGCUCACCAAACGAUGGCGCAGGAGAAUCUGCUAUGUACAACAGCAGGACGUCUUUUUUCCCGAUCUCACCUUACGACAGACACUCGAAUACCAGGCGAGGCUGAGGCUUCCGGACACGCUCUCACACUCGCAGAAGAUGCAGUGCGUGGACCAUAUCAUCGAGGUCCUCGACCUCGCGGCCUGCCAAGACACCAUUAUUGGAGAUUAUACGAAACGGGGACUUUCGGGUGGCGAAAAGAAGAGGACGAGUAUAGCCUGCGAAUUACUCACAAAUCCAUCGUUAAUGCUACUUGACGAACCCACGAGCGGACUCGACUCGCACUCGGCCCAGGCAUUGAUCUCGCGGUUAAAGAAGUUUGCCGAGCAGGAGGGUAAGAGCAUCGUGGUGACGGUACACCAACCUAGUUCCAGAAUGUUCCACAGUUUCAGUAAGCUUCUCCUACUGAGUCGUGGUCAGGUAGCAUACUACGGUUCGACGGCGAAUAUCAGCAGAUUCUUCUCUACGAUAGGGCUUACAUUACUGGCGCAUUACAACCCCGCAGACUUUAUUCUGGAACAAAUAAAGGGGCCGGAGGAAGUUCGAGAGCGCAUCGUUGCCGCAGCGAGAGCUGCAAGACAGGGACCUGACUGCCCACCGGAACUUCGUCCGGAGUAUAAUCCCAGCCAACAUCCGCUCAGCGACCAUCUCAUCCAUUAUCACGAGCACCUCAGCCACAACGUGAAGGAAGACGAGAGCCGUACGUUGUGGUUGGAUACACAAAGCCACGCCAGCAGCAACGCGAGUUCUGCUGAUGACGACUAUUCCUGGCAAUGGCCCACCAGCUUCUGGUCGCAGUUCAAAGUAUUAUCGCAAAGAAAUUUUCAAGAAGCACGACCGCGGAUGUUGUCGCGUUUGAACUGGUUACAAACGGUGGCCCUAGGAUUACUAGCCGGGCUUUUGUGGCUGGGACUUCCCAGAACUGAAGCAGCUCUUCACGAUAUUCAAGGCUGGAUGUUCUUCAGUACCACGUACUGGAUGCUUUUUGCACAUUUUGGAGCACUCUCUAGCUUUCCCCCGGAGCGCGAGGUGAUCAACAAGGAGCGCCUGUCAGGAUCCUAUCGGCUCUCGGCCUAUUACCUAGCUAAGAUGGUCGGCGAGCUGCCGCUGACGAUAACGCUGCCCGCAGUCUACCAUGUAAUUAGUUACCCGAUGUUGGGCUUCCACAAUCUGGCGGUCUGCGCCAUGUUGCUCCUGUUCUUGCUGCUCAACACCGUGGUCGCGCAGAGCGUUGGGUUCUUCGUGGGCGCUUGCUGCCUAGAUCUGCAGGUGAGCAUCACCGCGUCCGCGCUCUAUACCCUGGCGACGCAACUUUUGGGUGGCUAUUUAGCGACGUCGGUCCCACCGUGGCUAGCGUGGGCCAGAUACGUCAGCAUGGUGCACUACGCCUAUCAGAAUAUGCAGAUUCUGGAGUUCGACGUCGGCGAACCCAUCGCAUGUGCGCAGCCAAGUAAAUUCGUCGAGUGCAAAAACAGUACGACGAUACCACUAUCCGCGAUUCUGGAGAGUCAAGGCGGAGUCAGGGGCUCCGGUUACCUACCACUUUGGGCAAACACGGCGGUGCUCUUGGCGUUUCUGGUCGUUUUCCGAACCCUGGGCUAUCUCGUCCUACGUUACUACCGUGUACCAAAAUGAGCGUGUCGGGAGCCACGCAAGUAGCAAGCAAAUUCUCCACGCAACUUUCGCGAAUCUUCAGUUUUAUUAUUAUAAAAAAUAUAUAUAUAUAAAUAUAUAGUUGUAUACCGCGUGUCUCGCUUUUUAUCGGGAAAAUAACGCACGUUUCGACGUCGCCCUUCUUCUCCUCCUCCUCCCCCUCGGAAUUUUCUCGUCGAUCUGUCGAAUGUCUAUAGAACUUUUUCUAUCUGCCUCGUAAACUCGGAGGAGUGGUGCGAAUCUGUUAUCACGCAGACGUGCGAACAUUUUCAUUUUUCCCAAUGGACGCGUAUCAUGCAAAACGCGAGACUGCAAAAGAUUUGGUGAGAACUAUAUACAUAUAUAUGUAUACAUUAUGUUGUAUAUGUGAGACUCUUUACACCACAAUAAGAAGGGUGUGUAUGUGAUAUGAUAGAGAGAAAGAGACGUGCCAGCGCGUGCACACGCGCGUAAAUGUGGAAUAGCGUGAACGAACACCGGGAGUUAGUGUUCGUUGUUUGCGGCAAGAAGGGUAUAAUAGUAGGGAGAAAUUUCGGCGCGGUGCCGCGCCGCGAAACCGACUGAAAAUUUGUACGUUGGCGAUGAAUCUUUAUACAUAUACAUAGAGAUAUAUAGAUAUAUAAAU
Nylanderia fulva is the source of this 5723-nucleotide messenger RNA. It is a transcript of the gene E23, whose product is annotated as ABC transporter G family member E23. The record is from RefSeq and is a predicted model, not a curated record. Gene Ontology annotation, molecular function: ATP binding; ATP hydrolysis activity; ABC-type transporter activity. Gene Ontology annotation, cellular component: plasma membrane. NCBI's taxonomy places the organism in Eukaryota, Metazoa, Arthropoda, Insecta, Hymenoptera, Formicidae. Gene Ontology annotation, biological process: transmembrane transport.